Molecule: messenger RNA, 306 nt
Organism: Symbiodinium sp. CCMP2592
Lineage: Eukaryota; Dinophyceae; Suessiales; Symbiodiniaceae
Source: the annotation of a GenBank genome assembly
AUGCUUCAUGACGGUGGCAGCGUUGGUGGCAGCGGCGGUCAUGAAAGCCAAGAGGCACCACCGGGGGCUGAGGAGGAGUGCUGUCAACGAGAGGCCGCACGGCGCUUUCAGACCCCAAGAGCGGCGAAGUGCUGGGCCAUGUACUGUGCAUUUCUUGCCAAUCCUGGGGUGAAGUGUCCAAGUUUCUUGGAUCAUCUUGGUUUUGCGUGCGGUAUCUGUGGCCAGCAUUUCGACAUAUCGGUUGUCUUGCAAUACUUGGACAUGAAUCGAAGAAGACGGUCGAAGCAGACGGUUUGGGACGUUUGA